GUUUGUUGUGUGUAUAACCCCAGCGGGUGCAACGCGGCGGAACUCUAAGAAUAACUGGGGCAUUGCAUGAAAAAAGUAUAACAUUCUUGAAUGGAAUCAAAAUACAUGUACCUUCACACACCUGGCCAGACAUUGUCCACAGGACUGGGAUUAACCAAUGGGUAUGCGCAGAUCAUUUUGCCAAUGCCCCUCCCUAUGAAGGCAAGAUUAUGAAGGAACCUACCAAUAUAGGGGAGAAGAAUGGAAUUACUUGUAAUCCUUGCCAAUAUCUUAUUGACUCUGUUGGUCAAGCGUUCCACAUCCUGUCAGCAGGCUAUUGUUCUCCAGGACAACUCUCCUGUUUUCGUCACAUCCCCAGGGUUUCUAGAAGGGAAGCCCUACCCUACGAACACACUGUGUUCUUGGGACAUCUCUACAUAUGACAAGCUAAUAGAGGUCCGGUUUCUUUCGUUCGAUGUGGAGUACGAGACAAGCUGUAGGUGGGACUAUGUCAAGGUCUAUUCGGGGCCGUGCGGCGGGAACAGCCCCACCAAGUACUGCGGCACUACACUACCCCCGCCGCUCGUGUCAGACACACGCAAAGUCUGUCUGGAGUUCUACUCCGAUCCCAUCCAAACUCGGUCAGGAUUCAAAGCGAGACUUCACCUUGUUGGAAAACCAGAAGUCGACACUCAUCCUGAAAUACUAACAUCAACACCAACUCCAAUUUUUAUUACCUAUUUAACCUCAACAUUACCACCAACCACAACCUCAAUUCCAGUUUCAACGUCAUUAGUGACGUCAUCGACUUUCACAACAGAAAGCUUCAAAUCAACAACCGGUGGUCUUCUGGCCAAUGAAAAAUAUACAACCAUAGAUCUGGAAAUGUGUCUUACUCAGCAACAUCAGAUUAAUAUCAAAGACAACGAGAAAUUUACCAUAUUCUCUCCAGGGUACAAAAUAGGCAGUAGAUAUCCUGUGAAUCUUCAAUGUUCGAUGACCAUUGCAUCAGCUUCCGUUGCGACUAUAAGAGUUCAUCUGGAAGCCCUAGAGUUGGAGUACCACCCAGACUGUUUGUAUGACAGGUUGGUGAUUCGGGAUGGACCCCACCACUCCUCGCCCGCCAUAGCUAACCUGUGUGGGCAGCACCAGUCCAAUGUGUACCUAUCUACCUCUGACGUCAUCCUCUUGGAAUUUCACUCCGAUCAUAUUAUUCCCGCAUCCGGUUUUAAAAUGACAGUUGAAACUGUAUCUACCUCAACCAAGCCCCUGACCAGCUCAACUACCUCAUCAAGCGACUCGGACAGCAGCAGUGAACAGAGUCCAACUACCCCCCACGCAGCAACGUCGAUGUCUUCCACAGCGAAUCCCUCAACCCAGACAACGACGACAAUAAAAAAUGUAUCCCAAUACACACCAGACCAAAACAAAUCCUCGUCGUUAGCAACGGAAAAAUCGUCAAAGACACCUUCAACAACAUCAAUUAUUACAUCAACAUCAACUAUACCGACAUCAUCAACUAUGCCAACGUCAUCAACUAUGCAGGCAACAUCAAUUAUGCCAACAUCAACUAUGUCAGAAACAUUAAACAUGCCAACAUCCUCAAAUAUACCAUCAUCAUCAUCUUCACCAACUAUGCCAAAAACACAAUCUAUGUCAAUAUCAUCAACUUUAACAAAAGCAGCAGAUUCAUUAUCAGUAUCAAAUAUGCCUACGACAUCAGCUUUGCAAACGGCAGCACAUAUAACAACAACACAGACAAUGGCAACGACUUUGGUUAGUAUUUUAACUUCCUCAGCAAGAUUAUUUACAGCAACAACAAUAGAAGACAAAGCCAAGAAAUUCACAAUCAAAGCAACAAAAACAACAUUAGCAGUGCCCAAAUCUUCAACAUUGACAAAAUAUACGACGAAUUCCCCAUCUGUUACAACACAUGAUGUAAAUGCACUACCAACAGCAUAUUCAGUCCCUGAAGCUGUGUCCAUUACAGAGACGACAGUAGUUUCGUUUGAUAGAAGAGAAAAGAUUGGCGGGAGCCAUUUGACUUCAAUACCGGUGUCGUCAAGUACAAUGCCCUCAAAACCAUCUAGUGUCCCAACUAUCCAAACGCCAUUCUAUUCAACGCCAUUAUUGCAAACUACGACAUUACCUACAGCAUUACCAAAAACAUCAUUUUCAUCACAGUCAUCAUCGUCUUUAUCAUCAUCACCCUUUUCAACAAAAACAACAUUGCCGCCUCCACCCCCCUCAACAGUAUCACCAACAACAGCCACAUCAACAAAGAUAAACCUAAAGACAGAAACGGCCUCGGUUUCAACGAUUCCGACUACCUUGCCCCCUGUCACGACCCCGCCCUCUCCUAGCCCCCUACCCACGGAGUGUCUGGGGAUGGACCGAGUCUUUUCUGUCUUGGGGAGGCAUCGCAUUCAGUCCCCGGGAAUGGAGACCGGAAGUCCGUACCCCAACGACGUCCGGUGCUCGUGGGUGUUAAUUUCUCAGGACCGGCAGGAAAUGGAGCUUUCGUUUGAGAUUUUCGACCUUGAAUACCACGACCAGUGCAAGUACGACAGCUUAAAGAUCUAUAAUGGAUCCUCCGCUAAAAGCCCCGUGAUCAACCAGUAUUGUGGCACCAACAUACCGCCGAACCGAACUUUCUCAGGACCUGCGAUCUACAUAGUGUUUACAUCCGACCGAUUUGUGCAGAGAAGUGGUUUCAAAUUGACAGUGGAUAUAAUAGAAACCCAAUACGAGGAGAGCACCUGCCCCCUACAUCAGAGCCGGUGUGUGGGGGGUCCCUGUGUCCCCAGUGAGUGGUUCUGUGACGGUGAGGUUGACUGUCCAGACAAUUGGGACGAGCUCCACUGUGGACAGUGUAGGCCCGAUGAGUUCCGAUGUAAUAAUGGACAGUGCAUAUCGACCUUCCUCCAGUGUGACGGCAGCCCCGACUGUUCGGGCCACGAGGAUGAGGCCAACUGCUUUUCACUGACGCAGGACUCAGAGAUUCUCAUUCACUACAGCAACAAACAUCUUCCUGUUUGCCGAGAUGCCUGGAACCCCACACUCGCAGAUCUUAUCUGUGCCGACCAGUUUUUCAGCGUUGUCGAUAGCGUGUGGUUUGAAACCAGCAACAAUUUGGUACAUGUUGGUCUGAAGGACACCAUCUCCAUGGACACAGUUCUGUCACGUGAUUUGUUGUCCAUAGUAACGUGGUGUCCUAGUAAUCAAAAAGUUCAUCUCAAAUGUCAAAAAGCAGCUUGUGGUGAAGUAAGCAGUGACCUCAUGCAGCCGUACAUUCUCGGGGGCAGCGUCUCACACAGGGGCCAGUGGCCCUGGACGGUGGCGCUAAUGGUGGGGAACUCCUUCCUGUGUGGGGGCACUCUGGUGGCGGACCGGUGGGUGGUGACGGCCGGGCACUGUGUAGAGUCUGUCUCAAAAACACCCUAUCUAAUCAGGGCUCAGUUCGGCACGACUUCCCUGACUCAAGCUGACGUCACUUCCCGCCGAGUGAUAGAGGUCAUCCGUCACCCAGACCACGACUUUAUCUACAACGCCGACAUCGCGCUCCUGCACCUACAAAACCAAGUCCGGACCAACGACUUUAUCCGGAAAGCAUGCAUCCCACAGCAGUUGCAACUACUCACUUCCGGUCUUAUAUGUUACAUUUCCGGUUGGGGUGUGACCCGCAUUGAAGACUACUACACUACCGUUCUGCCGGACAUGCUUCACCAUGCUAAGAUCAAACUGUGGAGCCAGUCCAAAUGUAAGAAGGCGUAUGCGGCCAAAGUGAAAGACUCCAUGUUCUGUGCUGGCUACGAUUAUGGUGGAAUUGACUCCUGUAAAGGAGACAGCGGGGGUCCCCUGGUCUGUCGGGUUCGGAACCACUGGAUGUUGAUGGGGGUGACUACGUGGGGGGAGUCACCGUGCGGACAGCUCCACAAGCCGGGGGUGUAUACCCGAGUGGACGCUUUCACAGGGUGGAUCACAAACAUCACCCAAUCAUCAGGUCCGGCGAUAGCCUGUGAUUACGAAACUUCCGGUUCAUGUGGACACAUCGACCUGUCAGCAGACAUGUUUAUGUGGACACGGCAGUCAGGGGGAGUAACCGCCACAGGGCGACCUGCCGUGGACCACACCUAUCAGAACAUAUCAGGGCACUACCUUUACGCAGAAAUACCUUUCAAUUCUAACGACGACCUGUCCCCUGCCGUACUUCAACUUCCGGUCUUCUCAAUCACCCAACCGUCAUGUAUGUCACUGAGCUAUGUGUUUGAGAGGCCCGACUCAAUCAGACUUAAGGUUUCCGCUCGCCUUCAAAAAGGUGAUGACGUCACUGACUUGUGGUCAGCCUCAAAGGGUCUGUCGACCUGGAGCACUGUCAAUAUAUCUAUCGAUAGUGGUGUGGCCCAGCUCAAUAUCACGGCGGUUCCUCUGAAGCCCACCUACACUACUGGAGUCGCCAUUGAUGACGUCAAAUUAGUUGCGGGAAAAUGCAAAGAUGAUGGGCACAUAGAAUGUGACUUUAACGAGAAAAAUGGAUGUGAACUGUCUCAAGAUGACUCACUCUUUGUUUGGGAGAUGAAAGAAGAAAACGGUGAGAGAUAUAUGCAUUUCGAUGGAAAUAACAAACCGCCUAGAACCAAAGGAGUACUGUAUCAGCCAUUGGGAAACAUGGACUCGUCCUACUGUGUGAAAGUUAGAUAUAAAAUGUGUCACGAUACUGUUUUAUCCAUACAUACGUCAUUUGUCUACGGAAAUUACGUCAUCACCGGGAAUGCUCUCUGGAGCAGACGAUACAGACUGGGCGACUGCUCCGCGUGGCAGCAGCUGUCCGUCCCGAUGUCCUACAAACACUACCCCCACCGGGUCACAAUUCAGGGCGUAGUCAACUCCCAAAGUGCCAGCAUCUCUAUCGACGAUUUCACGAUCAUUCUUGGAGACUGUUUAUGAAAAAAAUUAUAAAUCUAUAAUUAGUGUUAAUUUUUCUAGAAAGAAGUGUAAAACGAUAUACUACCUCGUCGUCUUAUCAAUAGAAAUGUUGUAUCUAGAGUAAUACUUAUGUAUUUAUGAGUAAGUAUGUCGCUAUACAUGUAUGUUUAUGGUGUCUUUGUUUGUUGUGUAUAUGUGUAUAUACCGGUAAUCUAAGAGUGCAGUAUAACUUGGACAAUCAAAAUGGGAUUCCAGUAUGCAAGCGGUACAGUCGUGCGUGUUAUAUUAUAGAGUGUUUUUGUUUUAUAUACAUGUAUGUAAUUAAGAAAAAAGAGAAUCAAAAUUAUGAUUAAAUUAAAAUAUUGGA
Molecule: messenger RNA, 5272 nt
Organism: Magallana angulata
Lineage: Eukaryota; Metazoa; Mollusca; Bivalvia; Ostreida; Ostreidae
Exons: 20
Coding region: 241-4926 (1561 amino acids)
Biological process (GO): proteolysis
Cellular component (GO): membrane
Molecular function (GO): protein binding; serine-type endopeptidase activity
Source: RefSeq, a predicted model, not a curated record